This is a messenger RNA of Salmo salar (Atlantic salmon), 3070 nucleotides long. RefSeq names its product acyl-CoA desaturase. The record is from RefSeq and is a predicted model, not a curated record. NCBI's taxonomy places the organism in Eukaryota, Metazoa, Chordata, Actinopteri, Salmoniformes, Salmonidae. Gene Ontology annotation, molecular function: stearoyl-CoA 9-desaturase activity; iron ion binding; palmitoyl-CoA 9-desaturase activity. Gene Ontology annotation, biological process: response to fatty acid; unsaturated fatty acid biosynthetic process; monounsaturated fatty acid biosynthetic process. Gene Ontology annotation, cellular component: endoplasmic reticulum membrane.
UGUCCAAUUACAGUCUCGCAAAUAUCUUGUCCAACCUCGUAGCACCUAGCAAGGUAACCUGCUUCAGCAACACUGUGUAACUUAGCUCAUCACACAGCACGAUAUUAUUUUCAAUUCAGUGCCGUUUAGCACCAUUUCAAACUUGAUUCUGUCGUAUUUGUUCGCAUCAAUCAACAGAAGUAGUCUUCAUAAGUUUCAUUCAUCAACAAAAUCACGGCGAGGAUGACUGACACUGAGAUAGAGGGUCCGGGGAGACACAGGAACGGGGAUGUGCUCGCAGAAUCGGCGACAAAAAGAGAUGAUGUGUUUGAUGAAACGUACAAAGAGAAAGAAGGUCCUAAACCUUCAAUGAGAAUCGUGUGGAAAAAUAUCAUAUUGAUGACUUUAUUGCACAUUGGAGCCGUGUACGGCAUCUCCCUCGUCCCAUCUGCUCAUGUUUUGACCUGGGCUUGGUCUGUGUUUUGCUUUUUAACAAGUGCUUUAGGAGUGACUGCGGGGGCUCACCGGCUAUGGAGCCACAGGUCCUACAAGGCCUCGUUACCUCUCAGAAUCUUUCUUGCCACUGCCAACUCCAUGGCCUUUCAGAAUGACAUCUUUGAAUGGGCUCGGGACCACAGAGUUCACCACAAGUUUUCAGAGACCGAUGCCGACCCCCACAACGCCGUCCGAGGGUUCUUCUUCGCCCACAUCGGUUGGCUCCUGGUGCGUAAACACCCGGACGUCAUUGAGAAGGGGAAGAAGCUGGAGCUCAGUGACUUGAAGGCUGACAAAGUUGUCAUGUUCCAGAGGAAGUAUUACAAGAUGUCAGUGGUGCUGAUGUGCUUCUCCAUCCCCAUGUUUGUUCCUUGGUGCCUGUGGGGAGAGAGCCUGUGGCUGGGCUACUUCGUACCAGGCCUGCUGAGAUACACCCUGGUACUGAACGCUACCUGGCUGGUCAACAGUGCUGCCCACAUGUGGGGCAACCGGCCCUACGACACCAACAUCAACCCCAGAGAGAACAAGUUUGUCACCCUUAGUGCCAUAGGUGAAGGAUUCCAUAACUAUCACCACACCUUCCCUUAUGAUUAUGCAUCAAGUGAGUUUGGCUGCAAACUGAACCUGACCACCUGUUUCAUCGACUUGAUGUGUUUCCUCGGCCUGGCAAAGGACCGCAAGAGAGUGUCCCCUGAAAUAGUGCUGGCCCGGGCUCAGCGCACUGGGGACGGAAGCACCCGGAACCGGAGUGGCUAAGAGGUUUUCCCCAAUCUCAAAAAAGCACCAAAACCAAUGUAAAAAAAAAUAUAUAGAAAACUGACAAAAGUUUAGUUUGCAGUGUAAUUUUGAGAGAUGCUUCUCUAUCUUGUAGCUACGUCACAGCUUCACUCUUCUCCUUUGUGAGCUAUACAUUUCCUAAAGACUUCUUAAAGAUUCAUGUUAGCUUUUAAAAUAGGGACUUUUAAUCACCUGAUGUUUUACUGUUUCAUUUCUUCUUCGCUGCAGCAAAUAGUCUGUUGUGUGAAAUGGUACAAAUCUGUCUGUUGCCAAAGCUGGUAUGCUGCCAUUGGUCAAGCCUCCCUCAGUAGGCUGGAGGAGGUAUUUCUGAGCUGUGAAUGCUUCUUCUGCUGCAAUGGUACGUUGAUGUUGCAUAGGCAAUCAAUCCAGAGUUUCUUAAACCGCAGUCAAGUAUUAAAGGAGAGAUUAUAAAAAUAAGGAAGCUUUUUAAACUUGUUGUUGUGACACCUUUAAAUCUCCAUCUUGAAGUGAAGCUGUCAGUUGUGUCCAUAGCUUUCAUGUAAUGUGGGUCAUGUAACCAAAACAGAUACUUUUCUAUUCUUAAAGUAACUGUCCAGUGAAAAUCUCACUUUUAAAAGGUCAUAUUCUGUUUACUCAUACCCAAAUAAUGUUGCGGACUCGUCCUAUACUUACUUGUAUUUGUGGCCAAAGCAUAAAUUGGAGGAAGAAAAAUCACUUCAAAAAUCCCACUUCAAACUUGUAUCUCAAACAGACGGUUUAAAAAAUGCUUGCUAUUUCCUCAUAGAGUAUGAUGUUCUGGCCAAUCAGCGGCUUACUCACAUUAAUAUGUAUAAUGACCGGUAUAUACGCCCACACCAUUCCAACACAGAAAAGCUGCUUUUUAACAGACUUAAUUAAAACAUUUGUAAGGAAAACUAUUUCACUCAUAUUGUAAUUUAUUACAAGUCAUAUUUCAUAAAACUCUGGAAACAGUGGACAGUUACUUUAAUACUCAAUGAUUACUGGAUAUUAAUAAGGAAUAGAGUCCUGAAACGUGGAAAACCAUGUUCCAUUUCAUAGAGUAUAUGAGAUUUAUUAGGUUUCAGCUGACUUGGUUCUUAUUCAACAUUGUUACAGUUUACAGCAAAGUGUUUAAAGUAUACAUAAGGACUUACUUUAUUGAGAGGGGUCGCAGUGGAACUGAAUAAAGCACAGACAUGACGGUACUGUCACAAAAAGAGAUUAGAGAUUUUAUACUUCUUAGAAAACAAAUUAAGAAUACAUGCUCCCCUCCCUAGAUUUUCAACCAGGUUAGAGCUAAAAUAUAUAUAUAUAUUUUAUAUAUAUAUUUAUUAUAUAUAUAAUAAUAUAUAUUAUAUAUAUUAUAUUAUAUAUAUAUUAGUAGUAAAUAGUAGUAAAUAGUAAAAAAUAUUUUUGAAUGUGCUGUUUCUUAUAGAAGCAGGGCUGACUAACUAGGUGAGAAUAUUUUGGACGGUAGAGCAAGACAUUUUUUAAAGCUAACUCCCUGCAAUUGUACACAUUUUGCCAUGGGGCAUUGAUAAAAAUGUGCCGUUUUAAAGCUAAUUUCCCAGCUGGUAAUCCAGCCAUGAAUAUAAAACAGUUCUCUGCCAUGGCCAUUCUACCGUAGGCUGUGUGUACUUUGUACAAGCUAUUUGUAGUCUACAGCACUUCUAAUUGAAUUGACAAAAAAACAACUCAAUAAAAAAUUCUUUCGUUGAUAAAAGUAAACUAGUAAAAGGUGAAUGUAAAAUGUAGUUGUUAGGAUUAUGGCCAUAAAAUGAACUUCUGAAUCCCUGAAGAGGGACCUGCAGUAUUUAUUUUUACCUUGGCAAGUAAG